AUGAGCGGGCCGGGGCCGUCGGGGGCCGUCGGGGCGUCGGGGCUGCCGCCGCUGCCCAAGAGCCUGAGCGGGCUGCUCCAUUCCUCGUCCGGCGGCGGCGGCGGCGGCUGGCGGGACCUGGAGCGGCUCUACGCGCAGAAGUCCCGCAUCCAGGACGAGCUGAGCCGGGGCGGAGGCGGGCGCGGGGGGUCCCCGCGGCCGCCCAAGCCCCCCAACCUGGACGCGGCUCUGGCCCUCCUCCGGAAAGAGAUGGUUGGUCUCCGGCAGCUAGAUAUGUCGCUAUUGUGUCAACUCUACUCCCUUUAUGAAUCGAUUCAAGAGUAUAAAGGUGCCUGCCAAGCCGUAUCAAGCGCAGACUGUGCGUAUGCUCUGGAAAAUGGUUUUUUUGAUGAAGAGGAAGAAUAUUUCUAAGAAAACUGCGCCACUGCCAGGAGC
Molecule: messenger RNA, 435 nt
Organism: Euleptes europaea (tarantolino)
Lineage: Eukaryota; Metazoa; Chordata; Lepidosauria; Squamata; Sphaerodactylidae
Gene: FAM89A
Product: family with sequence similarity 89 member A
Exons: 2
Coding region: 1-411 (136 amino acids)
Source: RefSeq, a predicted model, not a curated record